Cimex lectularius (bed bug) is the source of this 2201-nucleotide messenger RNA. It is a transcript of the gene Ing5, whose product is annotated as inhibitor of growth protein 5. The coding region runs from base 223 to 1008 and encodes 261 amino acids. NCBI's taxonomy places the organism in Eukaryota, Metazoa, Arthropoda, Insecta, Hemiptera, Cimicidae. The record is from RefSeq and is a predicted model, not a curated record. Gene Ontology annotation, biological process: regulation of DNA-templated transcription. Gene Ontology annotation, cellular component: nucleus. The transcript has 5 exons.
CGAAGAGGUCCUGCGCCGGCGGCCGGCCGCCUUUUCGGCUGUGCGCAGCGUUCGUCGUCCAAAGGCAACGCCGUCGCAGGUUAUAAAAAACGCUCCUGUCAAUGAUCUGGGAAAGAGGCGCGACGCUACGCCGAGACGGCCUCGAAGGCUCGCUCUAACCGACGCCCGUUUUCACAUGCGACUCGAAUUCGCCUCCGUCUCAGCAGUUCGACCAGCCCGGAAAUGACCUCGGCCGUCUACUUGGAGCACUACUUGGACAGCCUCGAGCACCUGCCGGUCGAGCUCCAGCGCAACUUCACUCUCAUGCGCGAUCUUGACACGAGGGCCCAGAACGUCAUGAGGAACAUCGACCAGCUUGCCGAUGACUUCAUGGCAAACCUUAAGAACCUGACAAGCGAAAAGCGCAAGGAGGCUAUGGCCGACAUACAGCAGCAGUUCAACAAGGCUAAGGAGUACGGUGAUGACAAGGUCCAGUUGGCGAUCCAGACGUACGAGCUUGUCGACAAGCACAUACGCCGCCUCGACUCUGACCUUGCACGUUUUGAAUCAGAGAUUCAGGACAAGGUCACUUCAAACACUCGCCCCACAGACGAUCAAGUAUCUGUCGCUGUCAAAAAAGGAAGAAAGAAAAUUAAAGAAAAAGAAAAGAAGAGGAAAGGGUUGAGUUCUGACGACGACUCAGGCGGAAAAACAUUAAAGAAGAGAAAGAAAACCGGAGGAAAAGCAGUGGGUGGUAAAAACGCAGGCGGUAAAGCAACCAGCAUACCUGCGAGCGACUCCCCAUUGGCCGUGCUGCCUCUAGCCAGCGGUGAUGUCCUCGACAUGCCAGUCGACCCGAACGAGCCGACCUACUGCCUCUGCCACCAGGUCUCCUAUGGGGAGAUGAUCGGUUGCGACAACCCUGAUUGUCCAAUCGAGUGGUUCCAUUUCGCAUGUGUUAACCUGACGACGAAACCCAAGGGAAAGUGGUUCUGCCCAAAAUGCAUUUCGGACCGAAAGAAGAAAUGAUCUUCACAUUUUAGCGUAUUGUUUUUUGUUUGUUUUUUAUUGUAAUUUUUUGAUUUUGUAUGAACGAACGGAGAAGAAAAAAAUUUUUCAUUAUGUAAAUUAAUGAUAUAUAUUUUGUAUUAAUUAAGUAAGCUUAAAAAAGAAAUUAAAAACAUAAUAAAUUAUAUUUAAUGUUGCAAUUUUUUUCUUCUUUUCUAUUUUCCUAAUGUUAAAUUUUUGCGUUGCUAUACUAAUACUUUGCACAACUGUUGUAUGUGACGCCAUAUUCUGCCACAUAGACGGCCACAUAGAUAUUGUCAAUUUGGCAUAAUUUUGUAAUGUCCCGUCAAAAUAGUGAGAUCGAUUGGACAAAUUGUAUUUAUAUAAUUUACAACCUCCUUUGUCUUAGAUUCCUGAAAGCGCAAGCCAUUCAGUUUUGGACGAUGUUAUGUCGAGAUAUCUGAACUUGAACUCAUUCGAGGCAAACAGAUUUUUCAUCUAACAUGGUGGGAUUUGGAAAGUAGUUUGUAGCUUCAUUGGUCGACCCGAACUUGAAAAUGUGAGUCUUCUUUGUACUAUGGUUGUUAAGGUCAGUAAAAGUGUCUGUAUAGUGUGUGGCUUCCCAAACUGUGGUACUUGGUGAUCGUCGAGAAAAAUGCAGCAUGAAUAAAUCAAAUUAAAAACUAAUAAUAACAUAGUCCUGAUUUUUUAAAAUUUUAUUUAUUAUACGUUUAUUUUUGAAAACUUAAACAAAAUAGGUAAGGUAGGAUGGAUGGGACUUGACUGUUUGGUCGAUCGGUUGGAAUUUUGUUGUUGAUACUGGGGUCCUUCAUUACCAGGAACUGAUACUUCUGGAACACACUGAAAUUUUUCCAGUGUUGUGUAUAAACAAAAAAUAUUGAGCAGAUGCCCACUUCUUCUCUGGUGCCUACAGCCUCCACGGCCAGGCAUUUCUGUUGCGAGCAAGUGCUCACUUCAUCUCUGGUGUCUACAGCCUCACCGCCAGCCAAUUCUGUAGCAAGCAUGUGCUCACUUCUUCUCUGGCAUCUACAGCCUCUGCGGCCAGGCAUUUUUGUUGUGAGCAGGUGCCCACUUCUUCUCUGGCGCCUACAGCCUCGCCGCCAGCCAAUUCUGUAGCGAGGAAAUGCCCACUUCUUCUCUGGCAUCUACAGCCUCGUCGGCCAGCCAAUUCUGUUGCAAGCAUGUGCCCACUU